UAUGAAAUAAUCAAAUAUUAUGCAAUCCGUACGUUUUGACUUGUAAUUUUGUACUACCGUACGUGUAUCAUAAAUAAUUUCUCAUUUUAAAUAAUUGUAUAUUACUUUAAAAUGUCUGAUAAAAAUGACAAUAAACCUGAUGAGUUGGAAACUUUAGAAUGGUUAAAGUUGAAGACUUCCCAAGGAAAAACACCGGAUUAUAUUAAACAGGCUACAUUAGAAAAACCCGCUAACAAAUUUGUAAGAAAAAUUAAAGAAAAUCCCUUUGUUCCAAUUGGUACGAUGGCCACUGUUCUUUUCCUUGGUUACGGGUUGAAGAGCAUGUACACAGGAGAUCGUAUGAAAUCUCAAAUGAUGAUGCGCGGACGAAUAGCCGCCCAAGGAUUUACCGUAGUGGCACUGUUGGGUGGACUGUUCUACAAAGGAAUGGGGGCUUUGAAAGAAGCCGAGGAAGAAGAAAAGAAAAACAGCGAGGUAUAGUACUUAGUACAAAUGUCACUAUUAAAAAUGGCUUUUGUUUAUGUAGUAAUAACGUGUUUCAUAUUUGUUUUGUGUAACGCAAAAUAAUUAAUAAAAAAUAAAUCAAAAUACAGAAGAUUAUAUUUUUGUAUUAUCUUUUUUCUUAUUAUAUACCAACAACAUUAUUAAGUUGCGAAAAAUAUUGUUUCUGUUCUUAAUAAUUAUACACUUGUAAGAUACUCUUUAAAGUAAUCUUUAGUUUUGCUAUUAGUAUGUUUUUUUAAUAGUUACAUGUUUCAGUUUACACAGUAAAACAUAACGGAAUAAAGUGCGAUAUAUAGGAAAAUAUAACAAUUUUAUUUUUAAUUGUACUAUUUUAGGUGACUCGCAUUUAUCGGUCGACUAUCAUAAGUCAAUAUGUUAACUGUAUAAAUUUAUGUUAGUUUAUGUAUGGUUAAAAAUAGGUUUAUAUACUUACAAAUUGUGACAAUGACAAUGUAUGAACCUAAAUAUUGUUUAUUUAACUUGUACUUGAUUGAGUGUAC
This is a messenger RNA of Adelges cooleyi (spruce gall adelgid), 1004 nucleotides long. Its product is annotated as HIG1 domain family member 2A, mitochondrial. The coding region runs from base 112 to 480 and encodes 122 amino acids. The transcript is spliced from 2 exons. Gene Ontology annotation, cellular component: mitochondrion. Lineage: Eukaryota; Metazoa; Arthropoda; Insecta; Hemiptera; Adelgidae. The record is from RefSeq and is a predicted model, not a curated record. Gene Ontology annotation, biological process: mitochondrial respirasome assembly.